This is a messenger RNA of Humulus lupulus (European hop), 1679 nucleotides long. RefSeq names its product dnaJ protein homolog 2-like. The record is from RefSeq and is a predicted model, not a curated record. Bases 249 to 1499 code for a protein of 416 amino acids. The transcript is spliced from 8 exons. Lineage: Eukaryota; Viridiplantae; Streptophyta; Magnoliopsida; Rosales; Cannabaceae. Gene Ontology annotation, cellular component: cytosol; cytoplasm. Gene Ontology annotation, biological process: response to heat; protein refolding. Gene Ontology annotation, molecular function: ATP binding; Hsp70 protein binding.
UUGGCUGUAGAGACAAAACCAAGUAAACCAAAGUAGACCAAAGUUGCAAGGGAGGACUCCGUGGCGGCAUAGUGAAAUUACCCCUCCUGUCUCGCUCUAUAAAUCAUCAACCAUAGGGUAAAUUCGGCGCACUGAAGGAGAGAACUGGCUAACCCAUCUCUCUUUAUCUCCAAAUCUCUCUUUGUGAAGUUUUCUUUUCUCUUUCUGUGAAUCUCACAAGCUGUAACUUGUAUUAAAUAGCCAGGAUCAUGUUUGGGCGUGCUCCAAGGAAGAGUGACAGCAUCAAAUAUUAUGAGGUUCUUGGUGUUUCGAAAAAUGCCACUCCUGAAGAGCUCAAGAAAGCUUAUAGGAAAGCGGCCAUUAAGAAUCAUCCCGACAAAGGAGGUGACCCUGAAAAGUUCAAGGAGCUAGCUCAGGCUUAUGAAGUUCUCAAUGAUCCUGAGAAAAGGGAAUUAUAUGAUCAAUACGGUGAAGAUGCUCUCAAAGAAGGAAUCGGAGGAGGUGGUCCCUCACAUAAUCCGUUUGACAUUUUUGAAUCGUUUUUUGGAGGAGGAGCCUUUGGUGGUGGAUCUAGCUCACGAGGAAGAAGACAGAAACAAGGUGAAGAUGUGGUUCAUACUUUAAAGGUUUCUUUGGAGGACUUGUAUAAUGGUGCAACAAAGAAGCUUUCUCUUUCUAGGAACGCCUUGUGCCAAAAAUGUAAAGGGAAAGGUUCUAAAAGUGGGAUAGCUGGAAAAUGUCAUGGUUGUCAUGGUAGUGGAAUGAAAGUUUCAAUGCGACAGAUUGGUCUGGGCAUGAUUCAACGAAUGCAACAUGUCUGUCCAGAUUGCCAAGGCUCUGGUGAAUUCAUCAGCGACAGAGAUAAAUGCACACAAUGCAAAGGAAAUAAGAUUACUCAGGAAAAGAAGGUACUGGAGGUUCAUGUGGAAAAAGGGAUGCAGCAUGGCCAGAAGAUUGUGUUUGAUGGUCAGGCAGAUGAGGCUCCUGAUACAGUUACAGGAGACAUCGUCUUUGUGUUGCAACAAAAGGAGCAUCCCAAGUUCAAGCGGAAGUAUGAUGAUUUGUACGUAGAACACAGCCUCAGCUUAACAGAGGCACUGAGUGGUUUUCAGUUUGCCUUGAAUCAUCUUGACGGCAGACAGCUUCUUAUUAAAUCAAAUCCUGGAGAAGUCAUCAAGCCUGGUCAACAUAAAGCAAUCAACGAUGAAGGGAUGCCACAACACCAGAGACCUUUCAUGAAGGGCCGGCUUUACAUUCAAUUUAGUGUCAAUUUCCCAGAUUCUGGGUUUCUAUCUCCUGACCAAUGCCGGACUUUGGAGGCCAUACUUCCACCGAAGCCAAGUAAGAAUUUGCAGGACAUGGAAGUGGAUGAAUGCGAAGAGACCACCUUGCAUGAUGUCAACAUUGAGGAGGAGAUGAGGAGGAAGCAGCAACACCCAUAUGACGAUGAUGACGAUGAUGAGCCUUCAAUGUCACGUGUUCAGUGUGCUCAACAGUGAUACUUCUCAGAACCCUUAAGAUUAUUCCCUUGGACCCUUUAUUUAUUUUUAUCGCCAGAUAUUUAAGUUACUAGUUUUGUCUUUUGGUCAUUUUUUGCUCGUUCAGUUAUACGUACUACAGACUUGUUAAUUUGGAUUUUGAUAAGAAUUUAUCCUACAGUUCAAAUUUCAUUUGUUUUC